UUGACGGGGAGUGGUUGUUGUGCCUUUAGUUUGUCGUUAAUUUAACUAGUUUAUUUAUCGUUUGAAUUGUUGCACAAUAUUGCUGUACACAUUCGGACUUCGGUGGCUUUAACGGGAAGAAGAUGAAGUCCUGGCAAAUAGCUGUGCUGGCGCUGGCUGCUGUUUACUUUUGCAGCCAAGUGAGCUUUGUGGCUGGUCUGGAGUGUUAUGUGUGCUCGAAUCAGACGGGAAAUACGGAAAAAUGCUUGAAUACGAUCAAAACUUGCGAGUCCUUCGAAAACACCUGUGGCACAGAGAUUCGCUGGGGUAGUCAGCCCUAUUUCUCGGAAGGAGCGCUAAAGCAGUACUACGUCUCGAAGCGUUGCAUGACGAAGGAGCAGUGUCAGUCCAAACGCCGACGCUAUAUGCAGCUGUACUGCACACACAUUUGGUAUGAGGACUGGGCAUGCCACGAAUGCUGUCAGGGCGAUCGCUGCAAUUACUUCGUUAUUAGCGCUGCUUCGUCCCGUUACCAAAGCAUAUUGUUGUUGGCCACGUUGCUUACCGGUGGCCUCUUAAUUAAGUCCCGAAUUUCUAUAUAGGAUUUGUUCAGUUGUGACAAUAAGCAGAAGUAACAAACAACCUCAUAAUUUCUCUCAACGCACAUUCCAAUGCGCACAUACAAACAUGUGUAAGUACAAGGACAAUGCACAUACAUGAGCUUGUCCACCGUCCUGCGUCCAUUUCUCCUACAUAUAUGUAUGUAUUUGUAAUUUCUAUCCGUCCAAGUGCCCUUAACCGACAAAGUGUUUGCAACGUUGCAAAGUCUUUUUUAUAUCAUUUUUAGUCUACGUAAUUGUUAAGACUCGAAUAUUUAAAACGCCCCUUUUUGGCAAAAAAAUUGAUCGGAGUCCGUCCAAUAAAGCAAUAUUUUAGCGUUUUGUUUGACGCUCAAUUGUA
Scaptodrosophila lebanonensis is the source of this 939-nucleotide messenger RNA. RefSeq lists its product as uncharacterized. The record is from RefSeq and is a predicted model, not a curated record. NCBI's taxonomy places the organism in Eukaryota, Metazoa, Arthropoda, Insecta, Diptera, Drosophilidae. The transcript has 3 exons. Bases 123 to 581 code for a protein of 152 amino acids.